Molecule: messenger RNA, 3647 nt
Organism: Liolophura sinensis
Lineage: Eukaryota; Metazoa; Mollusca; Polyplacophora; Chitonida; Chitonidae
Exons: 2
Coding region: 439-2784 (781 amino acids)
Source: RefSeq, a predicted model, not a curated record
UGAGCACUACCAAAGUAUCUCGGAGCCCACCCGGCCUAGGAAUAAAACGGUCGACGUUAUACCAUAAAUCGACAGACGAGGACAUAAAGAACAUGAGUGUCAGAGAACUUCCGGCCGUAGAGCCAUAUUUGAUGGCUCACAAAUGUGGAGAUUCCCUCAAGCUUCAAGUUUGAAUCAGACUGGAAAACCAACACUCAUUAAAAGUGGAGAAGGUGCCUGGUGAUUUGGAAGAGUCUUCCGGAGCUCAUGGACAGAAAAUCACAGGGCUGACCAGAAGAUCCAAAGUCUGAUGUAUCAUUCUAAAACUGGAUUUGUUCAAUUGUACACUUAAUGGACAUUGGCUGGCUAGACAAUAUAUUAUUAACUUUGAUAUUAGGAGUAUGUUAACUUUGAGAAGUGUUUGUGAACUCUUCAUUUACUGGUGAACUAUCUGUGAAUAUGGUGAAAAGAGAAUUAACAGAAGAGGCGGGCCACUCAACUCAGCUAAACAGUGUGAGUUUGCAAACUAUAGGUCAUCAACAUGUCAAAACAGAUCCAUUCUUGUACUCAUUUGUGGAGACAGAAUUGGAGAGACCUCAUGCACUGCUGAUGGGAGAGACCAGAUUUCUGGACCAACUCCAUGGAAACCAGUCUCCUUGUAUUAAAGAUAGUUCUGCUGAUAAUUGUGGAGGAAAUUUUCCUUCUUGUCCAGAGUCAGCUAUUUAUGAGGAUAGCAAAGAAUGUGUUCUCAGCGAACAGCAAGCCACAACUCCUGAUGUAGGAGUGGUGGUUAACACUGGAGUGGACAGUUACCAAAGAGCCCUGUACCGGAGUGCCAGGUACCAGCCAGUGGUAAAACUUGAACGUAAUCCUCAUGUUGACCAUAUGAUCAGUGUAAAGGUCAGCCCAGCAAGCAUUUUAGUGAUAGGAGAAAUGUCACAUGGAGAUCAGAACCUUCAAGUCAAAGGUGAGCGGGGAUUCAAAUUUUGGUCUAUAGCAGACACUUUUGGUGAAGCACAGGGAGUGUUUGGUGACAAAAUUACAAACCAAAACUUAGCUGAUGCUGACAUUGCCUUGUCAGGUAGUGAGGUCGACCCAACACUCAGUUUUGUCAAGGAAGAAGUGUCACACGAAGAACAGAAUCGUCAGGUGAAAGGUGAGCCUGGCUUAGAAUGGCCUCCAGGGGACACCUUUACUGAAGCACAGAGAGUGUCUGGUGACAGAAUUACGAACUGGGCAUGUGAUAUUGCUAUACAGGAGACAAUGUUUUCUGAUUGGGGAGGGGAGUUGAACAGUUUUGAGGAGGGGAGCAUGGGUGCCAAGUACUGGCAUGUGGUGAAACUUGAGAACAUACCUGAUGCUGACAUUGCCUUGUCAGGUAGUGAAGUUGUCUCAACACUCAGUUUUGUCAAGGAAGAAGUGUCACACGAAGAAUGCAGUCUUCAAGUGAAAGGUGAGUCUGGCUUAGAAUGGCCUACGGGGGACACCUUUGCUGAAGCACAGAGAGUGUCUGUUGACAGAAUUUUGAACCAGGAAAUACCUGAUGCUAAUGUUGCCUUGUCAGGUAGUGAGGUCGACCCAACACUCUGUUUUGUCAAGGAAGAAAUGUCACACGAAGAAUGCAGUCUUCAAGUGAGAGGUGAGUCUGGCUUAGAAUGGCCUACGGGGGACACCUUUGCUGAAGCACAGAGAGUGUCUGUUGACAGAAUUUUGAACCAGGAAAUACCUGAUGCUAAUGUUGCCUUGUCAGGUAGUGAGGUCGACCCAACACUCUGUUUUGUCAAGGAAGAAAUGUCACACGAAGAAUGCAGUCUUCAAGUGAAAGGUGAGUCUGGCUUAGAAUGGCCUACGGGGGACACCUUUGCUGAAGCACAGAGAGUGUCUGUUGACAGAAUUUUGAACCAGAAAAUACCUGAUGCUAAUGUUGCCUUGUCAGGUAGUGAGGUCGACCCAACAUUCAGUUUUUUCAAGGUAGAAGUGUCACACGAAGAACGGAAUCUUCAAGUGAAAGGUGAGCCUGGCUUAGAAUGGCCCACGAGGGACACCUUUGCUGAAGCACAGAGAGUGUCUGGUGACUUCCAUCAGGAGAAGGUCAAUGAUGGCUCAGAAUUUCAGGUUAUGUUGGAUGCCAGCACUGAGACACAGGAACAGUCUGGGUACUGGGUUGAUGACACGGAGGCUGCAUUAGAGACUGUGCCUCUUAAAACAGGAGUGCUGACUUGCGGAGACAGUAAUGAGAGUGUCAGAAACCUGCCUGGGCUAAAGUUGAAGAGCAUACAUAAACGAAAUGGCGUGUUGAGACAUGUUAAAAGCAAAGCUCCGGAUACAUGUGAUCUGGAUACUGAGGAAAUGAGAACUAAGUCUUGUCUGGACGGGUAUAGUAGUGCAAAGUACCAGCCUGUAGUUAUGCUGGAAAGGAUACCCACUUACACAUGUAGUACCCCUGAUGUUGAGAUGUGUCCAUCGUUUAAUGGGACUUUUAGCGACAGCUGUCAUGCACCUGGAUUCAAGACAUCGAGAGGAGAUACUUGCACUCUUAGACCAUACAACAUUGCCAAUUUCCAGCCUGUGGUUAGACUGCAAAACAUACAUAUAUCUGCUCCUGAUGUGGGCUUGUUGAGCUCAGAAAUUUGUCCAACAUUCAGUGAAAAUGUGAGCAGAGAAUCCUUACAGAGAGAACCCGAAACAGAGGGACAAAUAAAUAAGAUUUGUCAAGACACACAGAUUACAAGUACCGUGUACCAACCAGAAGCUAGUAAAGAGGAGUCACCAGCUCUGAAAACAUGUAAACGUGGGUACCCCUAGUACUAUCAGUGAUAGAACUGUUGCGCAGUCCUGUGAUUUAAAUAGGCUUGUGACAGCAGACAACGCUAAAAGACAUCAUACCUGUAACAUUUGCAAGAAAAGUUUCUUUCAUUUAUGGCAUUUGGAGGAACACAAGAAACUACACAUAGCAAAGAACCGCCAUACUUGCAACAAAUGUAACAAAAGUUUCACAGUGCCCGGAGAAUUGAGGAAGCAUAUGACACUCAUGGGCCAUUUCAAGGAAUAUAAGAAGUUUCACAUAGAUGAAAAACCUUACAAAUGUAACGUUUGUGGAAAAAGAUACAAAAGCAGCAAUCGUUUGAAGGAUCACCUAAGAUUACACACGGAUGAAAAACCCUAUACUUGUGACGUUUGUGAGAAAAGUUUUACCAGUAAAACAGAUAAAUACGUGCACAUGAAAUUACACCAAGGUGAAAAUGCGCACAUUUGUUACAUUUGCAAGAAAAGUUUUGACAAAAAUGAUGCGCGUAUAUUGAUUGGACACAUGAGGUUACACAGAAGUUAAAAAUCAUUGAUCAUUAAAAAUCACUCAUACGGUGAUAUAAAAUAAUACAUUAGUGAAAACCCCUACACGUUUCAGGCAGAGAGGUCGUUCGAAGUAUCACAUGAGCUUGCAUACAAGUAUAAAACCCUACACAUUUAUUGGGUGUUAGAAAGUUGUUUUACAACACGGAUCAUAUGAAGUUGCACACUUCUAUGCAAGAUCAUACACAAGCAAAUUAAAAUAGCCUUGCACGUACCUUGUAACAUUUGUCAGAAAGAUACACACGUGUCCAAAACCAACCACCAUAUGUGAGAAAAAUUUUGCCCAAAAGCCUAGAAUAAAAGGUGAAAUGAAAGGA